UCAUGUUGUAAUAUUUGGUCACGGUAUCUUCCCUAAACUCCUCCCAUCCAAAUAAUGGCUUGUGCAAUUCUCACAUGCUUUCUUAUUUCACCUCUCUUAGCCUCAAUUUUGACCUUAGCUUCGCACAUAAUCAGUGCUAGGAAAAACAGGAAUCAAAAUGCCGUUGGCUUCUUUCAUCCGUACACCAACGACGGCGGAGGCGGAGAAAAAGUUCUAUGGUUUUCAGUCAAAGCUAUUCAAGAAGAAUAUCCCGAUCUUCACUGUGUCAUCUACACUGGCGACCACGAUGCCACGCCCCAAUCCUUGAUGGCACGUGCCAUCGAUCUCUUCGGCGUCAAGCUCCUGCAACCUCCCAAGGUGGUGCAUCUUUAUAGAAGGAAAUGGAUUGAAGAGAGUUCUUACCCUCGGUUCACCAUGGUUGGUCAAAGUUUUGGUUCAGUUUAUCUUUCAUGGGAAGCUUUGUGCAAGUUUACACCAUUGUAUUAUUUUGAUACUAGUGGAUAUGCGUUUACAUAUCCAGUUGCUCGGAUAUUUGGCUGCAAAGUCAUUUGCUAUACACAUUAUCCUACUAUAAGUUUGGACAUGAUAUCUCAUGUUCGUGAACGGAACUCAAUGUACAACAAUAAUGCCUUAAUUGCUCAAAGCUGUUGGCUAUCACACUGCAAAAUCUUCUAUUAUACGCUCUUUUCUUGUAUGUAUGGAUAUGUGGGCUCUUGUGCACAUUUGGCAAUGGUCAACUCUUCAUGGACUCAGUCUCAUAUUGAAAAGCUAUGGAGAAUACCAGACCGUAUAAAGCGAGUCUAUCCUCCUUGUGAUACUUCUGAACUCCAGGUACUUCCCUUGGAGAGACCAACAGAAUGUCCAAAAAUAAUUUCUGUUGCUCAAUUUCGUCCAGAGAAGGCACAUCCUCUUCAACUUGAGGCCUUUUCACUUGCCAUGAGGAAAUUAGAUGCAGACUUGCCACAGCCUAAGCUCCAAUUUGUGGGUAGUUGUCGAAACAAAUCUGAUGAAGAAAGACUGCAGAAUUUAAAAGACAAAGCAAUUGAACUGAAGGUGGAUGGCGACGUGGAAUUUCAUAAGAAUGUGAAGUACAGGGACCUGCUGACGCUUCUUGGAGGAGCUGUUGCUGGUAUCCAUUCCAUGAUUGAUGAGCAUUUUGGCAUAAGUGUUGUAGAAUACAUGGCUGCCGGUGCCAUCCCCAUUGCUCAUAACUCUGCUGGUCCCAGAAUGGACAUUGUUUUAGAAGAAGAUGGGCAGCCAACAGGAUUUCUUGUCCAAAAUGCAGAAGAAUACGCAGAUGCAAUCCUGCAAGUUGUAAGGAUGCCUGAAACUGAGAGACUAGCGAUGGCGGCAGCUGCAAGACGACGAGCUGGGAGAUUUUCUGCACAAAGAUUUUGUGAAGAUUUCAAGACCGCAAUACGACCAGUUUUAUUUCAUACUAAGAAAUGAAGGACAAAUACAAAUUUAACUAACUUGUAACUUGAUAGAACUGUAUGAAGCCUUACAAUUGAAAUUGUUUUAAUUUGAUAUAGAUUUUUGCAAUA
Messenger RNA from Mangifera indica (mango), 1544 nucleotides. RefSeq names its product GDP-Man:Man(3)GlcNAc(2)-PP-Dol alpha-1,2-mannosyltransferase-like. Gene Ontology annotation, biological process: protein N-linked glycosylation. Lineage: Eukaryota; Viridiplantae; Streptophyta; Magnoliopsida; Sapindales; Anacardiaceae. The coding region runs from base 55 to 1449 and encodes 464 amino acids. Gene Ontology annotation, molecular function: GDP-Man:Man(3)GlcNAc(2)-PP-Dol alpha-1,2-mannosyltransferase activity. The transcript is spliced from 7 exons. The record is from RefSeq and is a predicted model, not a curated record. Gene Ontology annotation, cellular component: endoplasmic reticulum membrane.